AUGGAAGAGUACAAUAUAACAACAUUGGAUGUUAUUCGAGAGUAUACUCGACAAGAUGGAGAAAAAUAUGCAUUUCCGGAUGCUUCAAAUUCAAUAUUUGACUACAAUGAAAAUUGGAUCGUGCAAGUUCGAGCACGAGAUGAAGGUCCAACUAUUAAUGCGUAUUUUGUUAAAAUGGAUUUGAAUCUUGUUGGUAAGAAAGAAGAUAUUGUUGUUGAAUUUCAUCUAUUACCCAAUGUUCAUUGGCUCUGUACGAUGACUUAUGAUAUGAAGACGAAACGCGUGCUUGCUACAUGGCAAUAUGGAUCGAUCAAUAAUAAUCUUGUCAUGCUCUAUAUGGAUCCUUAUACAAGCGAGUUCAGUAAUGUGAACCUUCUUUUUGAGACGCCUGACUUAUGGACAGUAGAAUUCAUCAAAGCCAUUUUUGAUGAACGAACUCGUCAAAUAUUAUUCUUGAUCCAACAUCAAAGUGAAGAAACAUUUCACGUCAAAAAUUGGAUGAUGUUCGUCGAAUUUGACACUAUGAAUGUGACUGGAAAGAAACAAGUUAAAACAAUACCUGAAAUGGCCGAUUGGGAAUAUUUUAUUCUGCAAUGA
Rotaria sp. Silwood1 is the source of this 597-nucleotide messenger RNA. The record is from the annotation of a GenBank genome assembly. Lineage: Eukaryota; Metazoa; Rotifera; Eurotatoria; Philodinida; Philodinidae.